Molecule: messenger RNA, 1732 nt
Organism: Danio aesculapii
Lineage: Eukaryota; Metazoa; Chordata; Actinopteri; Cypriniformes; Danionidae
Gene: opn7c
Product: opsin 7, group member c
Exons: 7
Coding region: 283-1497 (404 amino acids)
Biological process (GO): visual perception; G protein-coupled receptor signaling pathway
Cellular component (GO): membrane
Molecular function (GO): G protein-coupled receptor activity
Source: RefSeq, a predicted model, not a curated record
AGAGAGACAUCAUCAGCCAUCAGUAGUGUGUCUGUCUUACUCCAUCUGCUUGAAUUUUAUCAGUCCUCCACAUCAAGGAUCGCUUCAAGAGUUGCUGACCAUCAUCGAUCCUCCAGUGUAGAUCCUCCACUUUGGAGAUACACCUCCUUUAUAGGUUCUAUUCAGUGUCACUCUGUCAGAAUCUUCCCAUCGUUCUGUUUGUGUGUGUGAUUUUUGCUGUACUUUGUAUUUAUUCUACCUGGACUCCAUGUGGACAGUGAAGCAUACUCUCUCUCCUGGAAGAUGGGCAAUGUGUCAAAAACAGCCCUGUUCAUGUCCACCAUCUCCAGACAGCACGACAUCCUUAUGGGAUCCCUUUAUUCAGUGUUUUGCGUGCUGUCGCUCCUGGGAAAUGGCAUGCUGUUGUUUGUGGCCUACCGUAAGAGGUCGUCUCUAAAGCCGGCAGAGUUUUUCGUGGUGAACCUGUCUGUGAGUGAUCUCGGGAUGACCCUGUCUCUGUUUCCUCUGGCCAUCCCAUCUGCUCUGGCACACAGGUGGUUGUUUGGGGAGAUAACAUGUCUGUGCUAUGCUGUGUGCGGAGUUUUAUUUGGCUUAUGCAGCCUAACAAACUUGACUGCUUUGUCGUCAGUAUGCUGCCUCAAAGUCUGCUUCCCAAAUUACGGUAACAAGUUCUCAUCCGGUCAUGCUUGUGUGAUGGUGAUUGGGGUUUGGUGCUACGCCUCCGUUUUUGCUGUGGGACCUUUGGCUCACUGGGGAAGUUUUGGACCAGAACCGUAUGGAACCGCCUGCUGCAUCAACUGGUACACGCCAUCCCACGAUGCCCUUGCCAUGUCAUAUAUCAUCAGUCUGUUUAUCUUUUGUUACGUCGUCCCCUGUACCAUCAUCAUCCUCUCUUACACCUUCAUCCUGGUCACAGUCAGAGGGUCUCAGCAAGCCGUUCAGCAGCACGUAUCACCACAAACCAAAGUGACCAACGCACACACUCUUAUUGUCAAGCUCUCAGUUGCUGUAUGUAUUGGCUUCCUCACGGCUUGGAGCCCGUAUGCCAUUGUUGCCAUGUGGGCUGCGUUCAGCGCCAAUGAGCAAGUCCCACCCACUGCCUUUGCACUGGCGGCUAUCAUGGCCAAAUCUUCCACCAUUUACAACCCUAUGGUGUACCUUCUCUUCAAACCCAACUUUCGCAAAUCACUGAGUCAGGACACUCAAAUGUUCCGCCACAGGAUUUGUUUGAGCCAUAGCAAGGCCAGUCCUUCUCCAGGAAUGAAAGACCAGCAGCGCCAGAGCUCUCAACAGUGCAACAAUAAAGAUGGCAGCAUCUCAACACCCUUUUCCAGCGGCCAGGCAGAGAGUUACGGGGCAUGUCAUGUCUAUGCAGAAGCUGGGCCAUAUUAUCAGCAAAUAAGUCGCCAAAUAACUGCACGUGUUCUGGAAGGAACUAUCCAAAGUGAAAUACCAGUGAGACAACUGACAGACAAAAUGCAAAAUGACCUCCUGUGAGAGAAACUGGAGAUAGAAGAAUGCCUGAAAUGUAAGAAAGGCAAGGAAUGAUGUAAUGUGUUAAAAACACAUCUGACCUUAAAUGGCCAAACAGAAGGACAGAGGACACCGAAAUAUGGAAAAUGUUGUCACUGGAUUCUCACCGGUCCUUUAAAAAUUCCUGAAAUUUCUCAAAUGCUUAAUGAACCAAAUCCAAAUGUAGAAUGCAUUUUUCUUAAGGCAAAUUAAGAAACUU